Molecule: messenger RNA, 1621 nt
Organism: Gambusia affinis (western mosquitofish)
Lineage: Eukaryota; Metazoa; Chordata; Actinopteri; Cyprinodontiformes; Poeciliidae
Product: protein mono-ADP-ribosyltransferase PARP11-like
Exons: 7
Coding region: 652-1551 (299 amino acids)
Molecular function (GO): NAD+ poly-ADP-ribosyltransferase activity
Source: RefSeq, a predicted model, not a curated record
ACUGCUGCCUUACGUCAUAAGUGUUAGCAGUGUUGUUCUUUUCACCACAGAAUAUUCUACAUAUUCUUUUAUAGUCUGCAGUAGACCUCAUCAGCUGGGUUUUGACAAACCCAACUUUUUGUCCUCUCUUGGAAAAAAGUAACCUAAUUUAAAGGGAGUAAUUUAGAUUAGGAGCCAGAAAUACAAAGAGAGAGAUACAGUGGGAUCAUUUAUUUAUUCAGCUUUAGUUUGUCAAUGUUGGCUCUAAAUGAAGUAGAAAAUAGUCGUGUUUUGUUUUGGGGUUUUUUUUGUCUUGGACCCUCCAUGCACAGGUUAAUUUAACCGCCUUAAAACCAUGAGACCAGAUCAGAAAAGAGGAAGAACAGGGUGACGCUUUUAAUGGUGGGAAAAUAAAUAAUGCCCGGAAAUAUACAUAUUUUCUUGUUGUAUUUAUCUAGACCUGGACUAAACUUAAAUUGAAUUCCAGAUGUUUCCAAACUGAAUAGAAACUCUGACACAGUUAACUGGGUGUAGGACAGCCAGGCUACCCCAGUGGGAGUGGUUUAGCUCAGGAGGCAAAAACCUCAAAAGCCAAAUGGAAUUGUCACAUGAGUGACACACAGACUGGUAGAGACAAGUAUCUUUUUUAUUCAGCUUUAAUUGGUGAGCACAAUGUGGGCUCUAAAUGAAGAAGAAAACAUGGACACAUCCGACACUCCAUGGCAUUGGUAUUACCAGGCAGAUUGUGGGAGGUGGCACAGAUUUGAGGAUGAUCCCAGUAAUCGUGUAAGGAGCGAGGACAUAGAGAAAUUUUAUUUGAAUGACCAAUCCUUUAUGGUUGUAGAUGCCGGCAGCUGUGUGAGCAAAAUAGAUUUUUCAGUGAUGCUACAGACGGACCUUACCACAGGAAAACAAAGAAGAAUCCAACGCAACUUUAAUCUUGAGAAUAGGUGUUCCUGUUUCUGUGCUCCACCUGUUACCUGGGAACAUUUCAAUGCUACAGCUCCUUCCCAGCUGAUCCCACUGGAUAAACGCACCCCAGAGUAUCAGGACGUGGCUCAUUAUACGACAUAUAAUGGACUCCUCAAUAAGACCAUAGUAUCAAUAACAAGGAUACAAAACCUGGACCUCUGGGAAAUGUAUUGCAGAAAAAAGAAACAACUAAUGAGGCUUAAGGGUACCAACAGCAUUCAAGAAAGACAGCUUUUCCACGGCACUGACACUGAAAAUAUUGCCAGCAUUUGUACAAAUAACUUUGAUUUACGGUUGGCUGGACAGCAUGGCAAACUUUAUGGCAAAGGGAUAUAUUUUACCACUUGUGCAUUCUAUGCAAACACGUACAGUAGCAUCAACAGAGCUCCAACAAACGGUAAACUCACUAAAGUGAUCUUUCUUGCUCGGGUGAUGGUUGGGAAAUCGAAACUUGGAGAGUUUUAUUUCUGCAAACCAGAUCAUGGAAGUCUUGAAAAUUUUCAUGACAGCUGUGUGGAUGAUCUCGACGAUCCCAUGAUAUUCAUCAUAUUUGAUCCGAAUCAGAUAUAUCCAGAAUAUCUCAUUGAGUAUGAACUUUAAUCUGCUGAGGAGAGUUUUUACAGGAAAAGCUCCACACAUUUCAUUUGAAGUGCAGAUUUAAUAAUUUACA